GGGCCGGUAAUGCCACAGAUGCGAUCCAACCGCCACGGAGUGCAGAUUAUCGCCAACAGUCGUGUCGAUCGGAGCUGCAAGCAACUCACUCGCGCCAAGUUUUUUUUUCGUUAAAGCUGCUUCCCGCUUCCAGGAUUGUUUCCUAAUUGAAAACUUUCGCGAAUUGUGAAAAUUUUAUCGAGUGUUACCGUGACAAAAAAAACCAAACUGCUCAAAAGUAUUAAAAACAUUGGUGUGAUUCCAUCCAUAGAUUUUGAUAAGCGAAAUUUUGAAUACGAUCGAAGCUUAACGUACGACCAAGUGAUAUACCUUCAAAGUGGUACCAAGAGAAAAAUCGAAUCUUCGCUGGUAAAAAAAUUAACAAAUGUCAAAUAUCGUUCAUGCUAUGCAUUAUUCAUGAGUGGAAAUAGUUUGUGAAAAUAGGUGCCCGUUAGUUAAAGUGAUAUAAAGCUGCAACCUGGAAAUAGAUCGAGACCACUGCUGCUGACUACAUCGAAGCUAUCACAACAGGAACCACUGUAAGGAUAACCCAACCACUUUGCGAUCACCAAGUGGUAGAAGAAUCCAAGAGAAAGCCCGCAAACAAACGAAGUGUCGAUAAUGAAUCAUUUCUCUGUUGAAACAACUAUUUGAAACAACUAACCACUCAUACCGCUCAUACUCCUCAACACUGAUCGCUCGCUCGUUCGCUAUAAUCAUCACGUCACCCUUCACUAUCGCACAAGACCCACCAGACGCCGGGGCUCUGUCUGAUCUGUGGUAGCAAGGGGUGAGUGGCUCGCGCAAACUUUUCCCCCGGAUGUUCAGACCAGGAUAAGAGCAUGCGCGUUUGGAUCGCUUAAGUGCCAAUCGGCCAAGAAAUUCAACAAGUAGCAAGCAGUGGGAAGACAGUGCUGUGUAUACGACAAGAUAUAACAGACGAUCAUUCAAAUAUCGGAAGGAUAUCUGCAUAUGCAGUGGUUCUCGAUAAACCGCCGGACUUUGGAUUAGGCUCUGCAGGCACAGUGCCGAACAUCUCUAACUUCACCAAAAUUAUCGAUGCCUUACCAUAUAACGGACUUUCGAGUGAGUUGAAGUUUCAAAAAAAUGGGCCAAGAGAAAUCUCUGCCCUCCAGAUGUACUUCCGCACAUGACUACCAUCAUCACCACCACCACCAUCAUCAUCACCGCCACACGACAUCCUUGGCUUCGUCGACGGGAUCUACGUCUUCCGCUGCGCCGUCCCGUUCCCUUUCCACUGCUUCCACGACUUCCUCGGCAUCGUCCGCGUCGGCGGCAUCCUCUUACAAAAGCGUUGAGCGCCAGACGAAGUAUUUGAACGAACACCUGUACAUUAAAUCCUAUCUGGAUAUUGAGGAAGAGGAUCGCAACGCAAAGCUUCUUUUUCAGAAAGUUAGACCAGGCGGUAUACGGAAUUACACGCCAAAAAUUCUCUCGGAAAACAACAAACAAGAUAUUGAUGUGUGGAUAUAGCAGUCAGCGGCUUAGCAUACCCUACACAUACGCCGAAUCUAUUACCUAGAACACUGUGAAUAGUAACACUAAAUUUCGUAUGAACAAUUAUUUUUUUCGUUGCUUUUACAAACUCCCUUCCAAAAACAAACAUUCUGUUACGAAGCUUAAUCGGAAGACCGGCUUGCGACACUAGUUCUCUUGUGCAAUGGCUCUUGGACUCGCUUCCAUAGCGGCAGUAGCUGGAGGAAUCACGCACACCCCGAUAGCACUACUCACUCUCAUACCACUUAUAGCUGUAGGAGUCAAUUACUAUAGAUACCAAAGUGUGGAUCCGGAAUCCAAACCUAUAGACGAAGAAACAUUACGACGCUACUAUGACUUCGUGGUCAUUGGUGCUGGCUCGGCCGGUGCAGUUAUGGCUUCACGACUUUCGGAAAUGGCAGAUUGGUCUGUUCUGCUGCUGGAGGCGGGAGGUGAUGAAACGGAGGUGACAGAUGUUCCAUCACUAGCAGGCUAUCUUCAGUUGACCGAAUUCGACUGGAAGUACCAAACAACGCCACCAGGGGACCGUCGAUAUUGUCAGGCGAUGAUAGGCGAUCGGUGUAAUUGGCCUAGAGGAAAAGUUAUGGGAGGUUCAAGUGUGCUAAAUGCGAUGGUAUAUGUGCGAGGCAACCGGAGGGACUACGACAGUUGGUUGGAACAGGGGAAUAUUGGUUGGGGUUACGAAAAUGUUCUACCGUACUUUAUAAAAUCGGAGGAUAAUAGAAAUCCCUACAUGGCACAAUCGCCGUAUCAUGGAGUGGGAGGUUACCUAACAGUCCAGGAAGCACCAUGGAGAACGCCUCUAUCGAUAGCGUUCAUUCAGGCUGGACAAGAAAUGGGAUACGAAUACAGAGACAUCAAUGGGGCAGAACAAACUGGUUUCAUGCUGCUGCAAGCAACAAUGCGCCGUGGUAGCCGGUGUAGUACGUCAAAAGCAUUCAUACGUCCGGUGCGGUUAAGAAAAAAUUUGCACGUAGCCAUGCAUGCCCAUGUUACGCGCAUACUCUUCGAUAAGAACAAUAGAGCGUAUGGAGUGGAAUUUUCACGACACAACAAAAGGCAGCUGGUCUUUGCCAAGAAAGAAAUCAUACUAUCAGCGGGAGCGUUGAACACUCCGCAAAUCCUGAUGUUGAGUGGUGUGGGCCCGGCAGAUCAUCUUGCCGACCUAGGCAUUCCAGUGUUGUCAGAUCUUCCCGUCGGAGACAACCUACAAGAUCACGUUGGCUUAGGAGGCUUAACAUUCGUGAUAGACGAACCAGUGACUGUGAAAACGUCUCGUUUCACGACAAUACCAGUAGCAUUUGAAUAUCUCUUCAACGAAAGGGGACCUAUGACAUUCCCGGGAAUAGAAGGCUUGGCUUUCGUCAACACCAAAUAUGCGGAUCCUUCCGGAAACUGGCCGGAUAUCCAAUUUCACUUCGGACCAAGCUCGGUUAAUUCAGACGGAGGGCAGUACAUCCGAAAAAUUCUAAACUUACGUGACGGUUUUUACAACACGGUUUACAAACCCCUCCAGAAUGCUGAGACCUGGACAAUUCUACCCCUUCUUUUACGACCGAAGAGUACCGGUUUUGUGCGACUUCAUUCGCGAAAUCCGUUUGUGCAACCAUCAAUUGAACCGAACUACUUCGCACAUCCGGAAGAUGUUGCGGUUCUUGUGGAGGGCAUUAAGAUAGCGAUUAACGUCUCUGCCACUCAAGCAUUCCAGCGCUUUGGGUCGCGACCUCACAAAAUCCCGUUACCCGGCUGUCGACAUCUGCCGUUCAUGUCCGAUGAGUAUUGGGCGUGUUGUAUCAAGCAGUUCACCUUCACCAUCUAUCAUCCCACUGGAACUGCAAAAAUGGGACCCAGCUGGGAUCCCGGAGCGGUGGUCGAUGCUCGAUUGCGAGUGUACGGAGUGUCCGGCUUGAGAGUGGUGGACGCUAGUAUUAUGCCUACGAUCAUCAGUGGAAAUCCCAACGCACCAGUGAUCAUGAUCGCAGAAAAGGCAGCUGACAUGAUCAAACAGGACUGGGGUCGCUGGUAACCACAACAAAAUGGAGAUUGGUGACGACAAUUCAAUUGUGCCUAAUUUUUGUCUGCAUUGGAAUUUAUAUACUUUACUAGCAAAUUUUACAAUGUGAUAUGAAAGUGUAAUUAGGUGGAGACAAACUAACCGGUGGUUGUCGCAAUAAAAAAAAUAAGAUGAGACGCGCCGAGAGAAUAUAGUUUAAAAAAUUCUGCUAGUCAGCACUUAUGGAUUAGGAUAUUUGAAGUGUUACUUUAUACUGAAUUUAUGAAACAAUAGGAAAUUUAUCUUAAAAUUUUAUAUUGCAAAGAUUUUUGUUUUAAAAAAUGCUACGAAGGACUUAAGGUAAAGUGACAAGUAAUACUGUUUAAAAUCUGUUAACGAUUUGUUCUGAAUAUCUAAAUCUGGGAGUGCAUACAGCGAAUGAUUAAUUGAGUGCAGUACUUAAAGUAGUUAAUAUAUCUGCAUCUUCAAUUGUUACCAACAUGAGAAUACAAGCUCAUAAGAAA
Molecule: messenger RNA, 4014 nt
Organism: Wyeomyia smithii (pitcher-plant mosquito)
Lineage: Eukaryota; Metazoa; Arthropoda; Insecta; Diptera; Culicidae
Product: glucose dehydrogenase [FAD, quinone]
Exons: 4
Coding region: 1661-3523 (620 amino acids)
Molecular function (GO): flavin adenine dinucleotide binding; oxidoreductase activity, acting on CH-OH group of donors
Source: RefSeq, a predicted model, not a curated record